CUUCAAUCAGGAUGAAGUCUAUGAUAUAGCAGAAUCAACAUUUAAUGAAAUGAUCAUUAUCGAGUUGAAGAGCAUGAAACUAUAACACAAGAUGGUUAUAUAUUAAAAUUAUAUAGAAUACCACCAAAAUAUUAUAAUGAUUCAAAUUUAUAUGAGAAUAAUACAACAAAAUCACCGAUAUACAUGCAUCAUGCAUUAGCAGUAGAUUCAUCAUCAUGGUUUUGGAGUAUAUCAAAUGAUGUUGCUUUACCAUUAACAUUAUCUGAUGCUGGCUAUGAUGUAUGGUUAGGUAAUGCACGUGGUACUUAUUCUUCACGCAAACAUUCAAAAUUAAAUUAUAAAACUUCAAGAGAAUAUUGGGAUUUUACAUUUCAUGAAAUUGGUAUAUAUGAUUUACCAGCCCUUAUUGAUUAUAUUUUAAUGAAAACCAGUUCACAAAAAUUACACUAUAUUGGUCACUCACAAGGAAGUACAGUCUUUUUUGUAUUUGCAAUAUUUAUGGAAAAUAUUGGUAGUUCUUACGUACAAUUUCUAUCAGAAAAAUUUGGUAAUACUAAUGGAUUAUACUAUGAAUCUUCUAGAAAACCGCUACCAAUGUGUGUAUAUAAAUCAUCUCUAUAUCUAUCUCAGUUUUGUCAAAUUUUUUAUUAUAUGAAGUUCUGUACUUUAUUAUAUGGUCAUAUAUUUGGAUCUAAUGGAUCACAUAUAAAUGAGGAAACUGCAAUAAAUAUUUUCAAAAAUACUCCACAAGGACUAUCAUUAAAAAUUGCUUUACAUUAUUCUCAAAUAGUGUACACAGGACAAUUUCAAAAAUAUGAUUAUGGUAAAGAACUAAAUUAUAAAAUAUAUGGAAGAGCACAGCCAUCGAAUUAUGAUUUAAAGAAAAUUACAUGUCCAGUAUUUUUGUAUUAUUCCGAACACGAUUUAUUUAAUAGUUUUAAAGGAAAUAUUCGUUUAUCACAUACAUUGAGGCCUGAAACACUAUAUUUGAACUAUACAGUACCAUCGGAAUAUAAGUUUAAUCACAUGGAUUUUGUUCAUGGGAAAAUUGCCAGAAAAUUGAUAUUUGAAAAAAUACUGAGGGGUCUAGAGCACGUUGCCGAAAACACAUAA
Molecule: messenger RNA, 1113 nt
Organism: Condylostylus longicornis
Lineage: Eukaryota; Metazoa; Arthropoda; Insecta; Diptera; Dolichopodidae
Product: lipase 1-like
Exons: 4
Coding region: 184-1113 (309 amino acids)
Source: RefSeq, a predicted model, not a curated record